UCUGACCGAUGGGUGUGUCUGGCGGGCGGGAGGUGAUUCUUGCACAGCUGCGGGCGCGGGCGAGUGCCGCGAAGUAAGGACGCCAGCAUAGGUGACAGCAUGGCCUCCCGGGACACACCGCCGGCCACCAGCUACGCCCCGCCUGAAGUGCCCUCGGGGGUCGCCGCCUUGUUCCUCACCAUCCCCUUUGCCUUCUUCCUACCAGAGCUGGUGUUUGGGUUCUGGGUGUGGACUCUGGUGGCUGCCACACACGUCGCAUACCCCCUGCUGCACGGAUGGGUGCUGUAUGUCUCGCUCACGUCAUUCCUCAUCUCCCUGAUGCUCCUGCUGUCCUACAUAUUUGGGUUUUACAAACGAUUUGAGUCCUGGAGAGUCCUGGACAGCCUGUACCACGGCACCACAGGCAUUCUGUACAUGAGUGCUGCUGUCCUGCAAGCACAUGCCACCAUCAUUUCUGAGAACCAGAACCUGGAGCACUACUACAUCAAUGUUGCAGCCUCGUUCUUCGCCUUCCUCACCACGCUGCUCUAUAUCCUGCAUGCCUUCAGCAUCUAUUACCACUGACGUGCAGGGAGAACCAAACCCAGCGAGACCCUGGAGGCCAUGUGAUUAGCCGUUUGCCAACCAGGUGAUAAACCCAGCGAGCUACCUGCGGGCCCGCAGGCCAUCUCUCUGGGAUGAUGAGACUCACUUUGGCAUUGUUCUCUCUGGACACUUUUACUCCUUGUGGUGACUAUGAAACAACUAUCCCCCCACCAAAGAUGACUGCCCCUCCUUCUUCCCUGAAGAUUCCUCUCACCCUGGCUGCCCAGAAGAUGACUGCCUUUUGGAGUUUCCCCAACCAUGAACUCAGCUGAGCUCGACUUUUCUAGAAAACUAACCUUGAACCCCUUAGGCACUGUUCAAAAUGUCAUCCCUGCUAUUUCGCCUGUCAGGAUCUCUUUGUUAAUGGUGCUCACUCUGAUAGGUUUAGGAAAUUCUCUUAUUUUCUUAAACAGGCAAGGCUCUGCAAAGGCUUGACGGUCUACCGGCCUCACACACACCUUGCUUGCAGCUUGUGC
Molecule: messenger RNA, 1061 nt
Organism: Rattus rattus (black rat)
Lineage: Eukaryota; Metazoa; Chordata; Mammalia; Rodentia; Muridae
Gene: Mall
Product: mal, T cell differentiation protein like
Exons: 4
Coding region: 100-564 (154 amino acids)
Biological process (GO): myelination
Cellular component (GO): membrane
Molecular function (GO): structural constituent of myelin sheath
Source: RefSeq, a predicted model, not a curated record